This is a messenger RNA of Dromiciops gliroides (monito del monte), 1167 nucleotides long. RefSeq names its product paralemmin-1-like. Gene Ontology annotation, biological process: negative regulation of adenylate cyclase activity; regulation of cell shape; positive regulation of filopodium assembly. Gene Ontology annotation, cellular component: membrane. The record is from RefSeq and is a predicted model, not a curated record. NCBI's taxonomy places the organism in Eukaryota, Metazoa, Chordata, Mammalia, Microbiotheria, Microbiotheriidae.
AUGGAAGUUUCUGUAGAGACCACCUUCCAACAGGAAAGGCUGCAGGCCAUUGUGGAGAAAAGAAAGAGGCAAAGCAAAAUUGAGAAAAAACGGCAGCAAUUGGAAGAUGAUAGGCGGCAGCUGCAGCAUUUAAGGUCCAAGGCCCUUCAGGAGAGAUGGCUGCUAGAGGGGGGCCCCUCCACCAAUUCCCAGGAGGAUGAGGUGAUGAAGAAGCAGAUGCAAGAUGAUGAACAGAAAAUCAAACAGUUGGAGGAUUCUAUCCUGAGGUUGGAGACUGAGCUAGAGAUCCUGGAGACGGGUGACUUGGUCCCAGCUACCAGAGAGAAUGUGGUGGUGUCAGCCCAGGCCCCGGCCCCAAACCCCGUGAAGAAAGAGAAGAUUAUUAAUUCCCAGAAGGCCCCAGUAGCCUCACCCAGAGAGAAGAAGGUCACCAGCAGCCCCAUGAAGAUGGUGGAAGGCACCGAGAUGAUGAAGGCAGCCAUGUACUUUGUGGAGACAACUGUGGAAAAGGAUAGGGUGACUGGAGAGACCAAAGUUCUGUUCAGCACCACCCUGCCCCGUCAGGAGCCCUUUCUGCAGGGGAUGAAGGUGUAUGAGGACCAAAUGAAAGUGGUCCAUGCAGUGGAUGCCACCACAGAGAAUGGUAUUCACCAGUUGAGGGAAGUUGGAGUGAAGGAGAAAAAGAGUGAAAAUGAGAGAAAACUGGAGCUAAGGCAAGAAGCUAUUCACAAAGCAGAUGAGGUGAUGCUGAGUGAAGUGAUGGUGACAGCAGCCCCUGAGGCCCGAGGGACCCCUGAGGUGGCCACGUCCAUGCCCCAGCAGGAGAUUACCAGAAUCCAGGCACAGCCAGGUGAGUCCUCGGGCACUGAGGCAAGCCAGGAACAGUCAGUCUCCAUGAUCUUCAUGAGCUACCAGAAGGUGGAAGAUGAGACUGCCAAGACCAAGAAAGUCCUGGGCUUACAGCACACCAUCAAGGCCGAGCUAGAUGUGACUGGGAGUGCCCAGGAACCAUCAGCCACUGCCACCACCACUGCCCCAGACACCAAGGAAGAGAACCAGUUUGGGGAGAAGGCCGGCCUCCGAACCCUGCCAGUAGAUGUCACAGCCAGCGCAGACAAAGACCUGGAGAUGAAGAAACAGCGUUGUCAAUGUUGUUCUGUAAUGUGA